This is a messenger RNA of Ictalurus furcatus (blue catfish), 3277 nucleotides long. It is a transcript of the gene cdh12b, whose product is annotated as cadherin-12. The record is from RefSeq and is a predicted model, not a curated record. The coding region runs from base 1 to 2430 and encodes 809 amino acids. Gene Ontology annotation, cellular component: plasma membrane; catenin complex; adherens junction. NCBI's taxonomy places the organism in Eukaryota, Metazoa, Chordata, Actinopteri, Siluriformes, Ictaluridae. Gene Ontology annotation, biological process: cell morphogenesis; adherens junction organization; cell-cell junction assembly. The transcript is spliced from 11 exons. Gene Ontology annotation, molecular function: cadherin binding; calcium ion binding.
AUGCUGAAGAGCAACAUUCUGCUGCUGUUCCUGUGCUUGCUGUUUGAGAAGAGCUCGCCUGCUCCUCUCCAUUCUGUACAACCCGCUCAGAACCAGAGCCGACUGGGACUCAGUUGGCCCCACAGAUCCAUGUCUACAGCACGAAACAGAGGAGAGAAUGGAAGCUUCCAGAGGGUUAAGAGGGGAUGGGUAUGGAACCAGUUCUUUGUUCUGGAGGAGUACAUGGGAUCUGACCCUCAGUAUGUGGGCAAGCUGCACACAGAUUUGGACAAAGGAGACAGUGAGGUGAAAUACACUCUCUCAGGAGAGGGGGCCGGAACCAUCUUCACCAUUGAUCAGACCACUGGAGACAUCCAUGCCUUACGCAGUCUGGACAGGGAGGAAAAGCCUUAUUACACACUUCGAGCACAGGCUGUGGACAUCAACACCAACCGGCCCCUGGAGCCAGAGUCUGAGUUCAUCAUCAAGGUUCAGGAUAUCAAUGACAAUGAGCCAAAAUUUCUGGAGGGCCCUUAUACAGCUAGCGUCCCUGAGAUGUCACCUGUGGGAACAUAUGUGACAAAAGUAACAGCAACAGAUGCAGACGAUCCCACGUAUGGCAACAGUGCGAAAGUGGUGUACAGCAUCCUGCAUGGCCAACCAUACUUCUCUGUAGAGCCUGAAACAGGGGUUAUUAGAACUGCUCUACCUAAAAUGGAUCGUGAGGUAAAGGAGCUUUAUCAGGUUCUUAUCCAGGCAAAAGACAUGGGGGGCCAAUUGGGUGGUCUUGCAGGAACCGCAACCAUCAACAUCACCCUUAGUGACGUCAAUGACAACCCACCCAGAUUCUCUAAAAAUACAUUCCACUUGCGUGUGCCUGAGUCUUCAGCGGUGGGCUCUUCUGUGGGCCGAAUCAAAGCCCAUGACCUGGAUAUUGGCAAGAACGCUGAGGUGGAAUAUAACAUUGUCCCUGGAGAUGGAGGAGCCAUGUUUGACAUCAUCACCAAUGAGCACAACCAGGAAGGCAUCAUUAUUCUCAGACAGCCUCUGGACUAUGAGACAAAGAAGGCCUAUACCUUUACAGUGGAGGCAUCAAACUCACACUUAGAUCCACGGUUUCACAGUUUUGGUCCAUUUAAAGACACAGCAACUGUCAAGAUUAAUGUUCUAGAUGUGGAUGAGCCUCCUGUCUUCAGUAAACCAUCCUACACAAUGGAUGUUUAUGAGGACACACCAGCAGGCACCAUUAUUGGAGCAGUGACUGCUCAGGAUUUGGAUGCAGGAAGUAGCCUGGUCAGGUAUUCUAUUGACUGGAAAAGUGACCUAGAUAGCUUCUUUGACAUUGACCCUGUAAUAGGUACCAUCUCCACUAAUGAGCUUCUGGACAGGGAGAGCAGAGUCCAACACAACCUUUCUGUUGUGGCAACCAAAGUUAAUAACCCCAUCCUAACCAGCAAAGUCGCAGUCACAAUUCAUGUGUUAGAUGUUAACGAGUUUCCUCCAGAGUUGGCUAUACCUUACGAGACCUAUGUGUGUGAAGGUGCCAAAGUGGGACAGGUGAUUCAGAUCUUCAGUGCAAAAGAUGACGAUAUUCCUAUGACAGAACACAAUUUCUCCUUCAAAUCAUCACAGGAAGAGAUGAAGAUCAAGAAUUUCACUAUCAAAGAUUUUGGAAACAACACUGCAGGCAUUGUAACCCUGCGCAGUGGCUUUUGGCGGCGUGCUCAGGAGAUCUACCACCUUCCAGUAGUUAUUGAGGACAGUGGUUACCCAGUACAGAGCAGCACUGGCACGCUGACCAUCCGUGUGUGUGGCUGUGAUUCUGACGGCUCCCUGCUGACCUGCAGUGCAGAGGCCAUCUUCCUCCCUGUUGGUCUCAGUACCGGAGCACUUAUAGCUAUUCUGCUUUGCAUUGUAAUACUGCUAGUGAUCGUAGUGCUGUACAUGGGAGUCCGACGGCAGAAGAAAAAAGAAACGCUUAUGACCUCCAAAGAAGACAUCCGAGACAAUGUUAUCCACUAUGAUGAUGAGGGUGGAGGUGAGGAAGACACACAUGCCUUUGACAUUAGCACUCUCCGAAACCCUAAAGCCAUCAAGGACAACCUUUAUCGGAGGGAUGUUAAACCAGAGGCUGCCUCUGUUCCUCAGCCAUUAGCCGCCUCACAGGACAGUGAAGACCUUCGGAAGUUCAUCAGUCAGAGACUGCAGGCACAUGACGGUGAUAACUCUGCACCGCCCUAUGACUCACUGGCCACCUACGCUUACGAGGGUGAAGGAUCAGUGGCCGAAAGCCUGAGCGCCAUAGAAUCAUUAAAUUGUGAGACAGAAGAGGAUUAUGAUUACCUACACGAGUGGGGACCUCGUUUCAAAACCCUUGCAGGGAUCUUUGGAGAAAAUGUGCAAAGCCAGACUGACAUCACCUCCACAAGCACCACAGAAAACAAACAUUGAUGAUGAACACAAAUGCCAAUUUGCAAGAUGUUUAUUUAUUUACUUCACUUAAUUCUUAAUUCUUUUAAUAUUACCAGUUCUGUUUUUGUUUUUAAUCCUUUUAUUCUUCCUCAAGGUAAUGUUGUGAGCUCUGGUUUGUCUCCAUUCCCCAUGCAACAAAACUACAAUUCAAAAGAGUAUUAUUUUUGCUCAUAUUUACUUUUUGUUUUUCAGUGCUUAAGGAAAGACAAAAGUUAAAAAGGGAAUGAAAACAUCCUUAAAAAGUGCCUCAAUAGAUUUUUUUUCCCUUUGCUUUACCUCUGAUUUUCAUGCACACAAAACUACCCCUACACACUACUUCCCACACAAACACAUGCCUUCCAGAAAAGCAAGACAGUGUUAAAGAUGUCAAGUACUCAAGCUCCUCAAAAAUAAUGUUGAGACGGGCUUCACUAAGGAUUACGGGAGGCAAAUAUAGACACGGUCCAAGUUUGGCCAAAGGUCAUCUAAAUGCUAUUUAUGAUUAUAAUUAUUUAUUUGUGAGGCUGAAAUGUUUUUCUUGUAGGAUUUUUUGAUGUAUUUAUCUCUAUUUAUCACAAACCCUUUUUGUUUCUUUUGAAUACACUUGGGGAUUUUUGUAAUUAUAUGCUCCUCACAUUAACAUAGACAUUGAAGUGUUGUGAGGAAAUUGUAAAGACUUGUACAUAAUGUUAAUUGUAAAGUCAGUUUAGGGCUAAACAUGAGCUACUGUAUUGAGUCAUGUAACACGCUGUUUUCUUAAAUAAACACCACUUACAAAAGCUAUUUUAUUUUAAAUAUAUCUGAUUUUGUGCAGGGUGGAACAGAUGCUCACUGUGUGAUUGUCUGU